This is a messenger RNA of Microthlaspi erraticum, 1599 nucleotides long. The record is from the annotation of a GenBank genome assembly. Lineage: Eukaryota; Viridiplantae; Streptophyta; Magnoliopsida; Brassicales; Brassicaceae.
AUGGAGGAGAUGCGAAGAGGAGUGCCUACUUGGCAGGACGAGUUAGCUAGUCUCAUGGAUGGAGGACUACAAUACGACGACGGAUCGCCGAUUGAUCUGACGGCGGAUUCUAUCUCUGAGCCAAGGUCAAAGAGUUCGGGUUUCGGGUCGGUGGAUGGAUCCGGGUCUGGAUCCGAAUCAGUGGAGAGCUUGAAGGAUCAAGUGACGGGGUUUAUGAAGUCAUGGGGAGAAAUGCUUCUGGAUCUCGCUAUAGGAUGCAAGGACGUCGUGCAGCAGAAUCUGGUCAGUGAAGACUCGGUCGUCGUGCGCAAGCUCCGAAAACCAGCUGCAAAAGUAUCCAAGAAGCUACGCUUCCUUAACGAAUACUUGCCUGAGGAUCGUGAUCCGGUACAUGCCUGGCCUGUGAUUCUCUUCGUCUUCCUCCUAGCUCUCACAGUAAUAAGUUUUGGUUCUGAUCAUGAUAAAUCCGUCCCCGUGUUAAAGAAAAUCCGUGUGCAUCCUCCUGGUGCGAGCCGUGUACAGCUUCCAGAUGGUAGAUACUUAGCUUACCAGGAGCGUGGUGUUUCAGCGGAGAGAGCUAGAUACUCUCUGAUUGUGCCACAUUCUUUCCUUUCCUCUCGACUUGCAGGUAUACCUGGAGUGAAAGAAUCAUUGCUCAAGGACUAUGGUGUCCGUCUAGUGUCAUAUGAUCUUCCAGGGUUUGGAGAGAGUGAUCCGCAUCGUGCUCGGAACCUUAGCUCAUCUGCCUCGGAUAUGAUUGACCUAGCUGCUGCUCUUGGGAUUAUUGAAAAGUUCUGGUUACUCGGCUAUUCCAGUGGUAGCAUGCAUGCUUGGGCUGCAAUGAGAUACUUUCCUGACAGAAUUAGUGGAGUUGCUAUGUUAGAUCCUAUGAUUAAUCCAUAUGAGCCAAGCAUGACCAAAGAAGAGAUGGCGAAGACGUGGGAGCAGUGGCCACGAAAGAGGAAAUUCAUAUACUUUUUAGCGCGUCAGUGGCCUAGUCUUCUUCCUUUCUUCUACCGUAGGUCCUUUCUCUCUGGUAAUCUCGUGCCGCUGGAUCAGUGGAUGUCAAUAUCAUUAGGAGAAAAAGACAAACAAGUAAUCACAGAUGCAUUGUUUGAAGAGCUUUACCAAAGGAACGUGGAAGAGUCUGUACGCCAAGGAACGGCAAGACCAUUUGUUGACGAAGCCGUGUUGCAAGUAUCAAAUUGGGGCUUUAAUCUUGCUGAGUUCCGCAUGCAGAAGAAGUGUAAAACCAACGGCGUCCUCUCUUGGCUAAUGUCGAUGUACAGCGAAUCAGAAUGUGAACUUGUCGGGUUUCAAAAACCAUUACACAUAUGGCAGGGGAUGGAGGACCGAGUGGCACCACCUUCAAUGACAGAUUACAUUAGCCGGGUCAUACCAGAAGCAAUGGUACAUAGACUCCCAAACGAAGGCCACUUCUCUUACUUCUAUUUCUGUGAUGAGUGCCACAAGCAGAUCUUCUCUACUCUAUUUGGAGAACCGCAGGGUCCAAUAGAGUUAUCGGAACAAAGAACAGAAACCCAUGAACCGGAUCAACCGGAGUCUGGUUUAUCCAACAGUAGCACUACCAAAGACUAA